Talpa occidentalis (Iberian mole) is the source of this 836-nucleotide messenger RNA. RefSeq names its product integrator complex subunit 6-like. Gene Ontology annotation, cellular component: integrator complex. Bases 125 to 658 code for a protein of 177 amino acids. Gene Ontology annotation, biological process: snRNA 3'-end processing. The record is from RefSeq and is a predicted model, not a curated record. The transcript has 5 exons. Lineage: Eukaryota; Metazoa; Chordata; Mammalia; Eulipotyphla; Talpidae.
UCCGCUCCCUAGAGGGCGCGUUUCCAGCGAGUCCCAGAGAGCUCUGUUCUAGCUCAUUCCACCGGCGAGGCACAACUCCACUACCAUUUUGUGAGUUGCUCCCGGGCUGUCUCAAGCAGGAAGUAUGACUGGUGAAGCUGAGGUGUUGGCUGAAGCACCUGAAAAUGAAAGAAAAUAUGGAGAAUCCAAGAGCCGUCUUUCAUCUGGCAAAAGGCUGAGUAUGACCCCGCUGUCAGUGAAAAAGGAAGGAGAGGACGAAUCCCAUCCCAGGGCCUCAGGCUUGUGUGUGGAGGAUGAUAAGGAUGCCUGGCCUCACCUCCUCUUCAGGCUCUGUCCCGAUGACCCAAAAGCCACGGCAGUGCAUGUGUUGGGACCAAAGCUGAGCAGAGUACCAUUAAAUCCAGAGGCAGUUGGUGCUGAUAUAAAACACGAACUAAGGAAGGCGAUUCGACUGUUUGGACGAAAAUAUGAAAGAAUCUUCAAAUUGCUCAAAGGCGUUCAAGGACCCCCACAAAUGAGGAGAAAACUUGUUGAAUUUACCAUCAAGGAAGCCGCAAGAUUUAAAAGAAGAGACUUAAUUCAGCGCCUUGAGAGGGAAUUUGAUAAAAUAGAUUCUGGUCAUUUUCUCAAGAAAGAUCAUUCUACCCCAAACGCCUAAUCCUGUUCUCUCAAUGGUAGAUGAAAAACAAGAACCAGAUUGGUGUUCUCUGUAAUGGAAUAGGAUACUUUUUAAUGCCUCCAAGCAUGUGUUAGUUAAUAGAAUUGCCUUCCACAGGCUAUGAGAAAGCAGUGGAGCUGCUUCCUGUUAUAAAUUGCUGUUAGUAAUAGGUGGUGUU